This is a messenger RNA of Mercenaria mercenaria, 720 nucleotides long. RefSeq names its product perlucin-like protein. Lineage: Eukaryota; Metazoa; Mollusca; Bivalvia; Venerida; Veneridae. The transcript has 5 exons. The record is from RefSeq and is a predicted model, not a curated record. The coding region runs from base 101 to 547 and encodes 148 amino acids.
UUCUUAUCGCAGUAAUCAGUCGUGAGACAAUCUAAACUGACAUACUUUCGACCUAAAAUUAAAUUUAACAAACUUUCGGUAUCUUUCGUUUUCCUUCAAGAUGUUUAGGAGCCUUAGAAUAGCUUUGUUGUUCCAAACUGUUGUUGCAUCCUGUCCAAAUGGAUGGCUGAGCCACAACCAAUCAUGCUUUCUCUUCAGUCAUGAUCGCGAAUACUGGCCAGGAGCUUUUCAAAUGUGUAAAAUAAUGGGAGGACAGCUUGUCGAGAUUCAUAGUGCUGCUAAAAACAACUUCUUACUGCAGCAAAUAAAAUCUUCAGGCCAUACUUUUUGGAUUGGUUUAAGCGAUGUAAGUGAAGAAGGAAACUGGAUUUGGAUGCCGAGCUUGACUUCUUCUGCGGAGUACCACAACUGGAACACAGGCCAGCCCAGCACAGUUAACGCUAAUAAUGAGCCCGAAAACUGUGCAGUUAUUUAUACAACUGGAAAAUGGAAUGACGCUGCAUGUUCAAGCCUUUACUAUUAUAUAUGCGAAAAGAUGGACCAGUGAAGACGGAGAGAUAGUUGGAUAGACCACAGACAAUAAUGUGUGUACAGAUAUAUCUGGCAAAUUCCUUACACAAAUUUACAAAUGCAUAACAUAACUUAAACCAAAACUGCCUUAUUUUUUACGGACUAGGAACCGUUAGUAAUAUGCAUGCUAAUAAACCAUUCUUAAGUUUU